Paramacrobiotus metropolitanus is the source of this 2693-nucleotide messenger RNA. Its product is annotated as nuclear receptor ROR-alpha B-like. The transcript has 7 exons. Gene Ontology annotation, molecular function: nuclear receptor activity; zinc ion binding; RNA polymerase II cis-regulatory region sequence-specific DNA binding. Bases 673 to 2304 code for a protein of 543 amino acids. NCBI's taxonomy places the organism in Eukaryota, Metazoa, Tardigrada, Eutardigrada, Parachela, Macrobiotidae. The record is from RefSeq and is a predicted model, not a curated record. Gene Ontology annotation, biological process: negative regulation of transcription by RNA polymerase II; hormone-mediated signaling pathway; cell differentiation.
AUAAAAAUAAUGAGAUCGCUAACGUUGUUGUGGUAAGCGUAAAGAAGUACGUCAUGUUCUAUCCUUCUAGUUCUGCUUCAGUGGCUCACCUUGCCCUUGCGCUUGUCACCUUGCGUUUUAUUACGGAGUACUUCACCUUUGCUUUCCGAUCGAUAUUUUCGCAUUAGGUUUGACUUUUCCUCUGUUCUCCCUCAGGAGUCGGGAAAUGCAGUUUCGUACUCGGCAAAACCACCGUUUGUCUUGAAAUUAUAAGUGAAUUUGCCGAAAAUUUGGAUACUAAAUUAUUCCGCGAAUAGUGUUCUCCUGCAUUCUGCUGUUGGUGUAGUUGUUAGUUAAGGAAUUUACUUGUUUGGUUAACCUAAACCCCAACCACAAUCUACAUCCUGGCCUGUUAAUCUUCAUCUGGGAUCGAUCCACCUAGAACAAGAAUCAAGAUUCUCUUGUCUGUCUACGCUCUGCACGUGUGGCGACAACUUGGAUGGAAGUCACAAGUGGCGUUUGUAUGCGCUAUACUGUAACUGAGGCUUAGGCCAAACACGGAUGUUGUGCCUUUGGCUUUGUUAUUUAAAAGGCAUCUUCCAGUUAUUUGGGAUUAUUGCUUAUUUUUUAUUGUGGCGCCCUCCAAAUUGCCAUGGACUGAUUCUAGUCACUGCCAUACGCAAUUAAGCCUGUAUGCCUGUUUCCGACCAUUUGUCGGGCGUACACGGCGGUUCCAUGAACGUGACAUCCCGAAUGAUGUAUUCUCCGGUGUACGCCAAUGAGGCGAGUCCCGAUUUUCAUCCUCAGAUGCUCGAUGAGUCGACCAUGGAAAACAUGCCCAUGAACGAUGGCUUGCCAGACUUGCCCACACACCUGAUGUAUCCAAAAUGUCGGGUUUGCCAGGGGAAAUCGACAGGGGUGCAUUACGGCGUGCAGUCGUGCGAGGGAUGCAAGGCCUUCUUUAAACGCGGAAUCGUUAAAAAAGCGUCGUACAAGUGUUAUUUCGGGAGAUCGUGCGCCAUUACCCCGAAAACGCGAGGACGUUGUAAAGCUUGCCGUCUGCAGAAAUGCAUCGAUGAAGGAAUGAGUUUGGAAGGCUCGAAAUCGGGGCGUAGUUCCAAAAUUAAAGAAUUUGGAAGCAACAGAGAAGUUGCCAUCUUGCCACAGUCCUCUCCAGCGACGACGUCCUCGAAUUCUGCCAUGGACGUGGGUGAUGCUAGAGAGUCCAUCUUCGUGAUUAGCGCAAGAGAUUCUUCUGUAUUAUUGCCAACCGGAUCGUUUGCUCCAAGUGCACCUACAGCCUCUCAUACUUCGGUUAUCAAAUGCGCCCGGACAUUGCGAGAGGAUUUACAAUCGUCGGUAAACAGGAUUUCGGAAGACGAAGCACGACAAAGUGUGAUUGCUAGCCUGGUGAAAAAAAGCAAAACAGAGACUCUGGGUAGUUUUCUGGAAACCACAUUAAUGGUACGUUCUCCUUCGGCACAACAGUCGCUGCCUGGCCUGCGAACCAGAGUAAUCCUGGGUCCGGACUCAGACUCGUCGGUUUUUAUGCUGAAAUACUGGUCCAUCAUGAAAGAUCGCAACAGUUGCCUAGAAGUAUCCAUAAAGGCGAUUACUGAUGCUAUUAAAUCGGUAUAUCUGGACCAGAUUGAAUGUUGGACCGCGUUCAUGACAAAUGCGAUGGCAGUGGGUCAUGCCCCGGCUCAGCCCGAAACGUCAUUGGAAUCCAUGCUGGAUCAGUUCCAGAAUGACGUGCACGAUGAGGUGGAACGAUCGGUGAGAUUCGCUGCUAUGGUACCCGGUUUUGCUGAUCUCCCACAGGAAGACCAGGUUCGAAGGAUUUGCGAACGCGGUCUUCACAUCUGGAUGGUUCGACGCGCUUCUUUUAUGAGAGACGAAGAAAUGUAUACAUUGACGUCAAAAAGCAAAUUUCAUUACGGCCGCUAUUGGAUGGAUACUCUGCUUGAAAAAGACUUUAUCAAAUAUAUUUUCGAAUGGGCUAGUCAUUUUAACGAAUUGGACCUGUCUUUAACGGAAGCUUUUUUGUUCGUGGCGAUUGCCUUAUUCUUUCCCGACCCGAGCGACCGCCACAAACCGACUUACGGUAAUCUCCUUUAUGCACAUUAUCUUGACGCACUGGUUAAUCUCGUCGGCCCUAGAAGAGACGCCUUGUUAGAGAAGAUCCAUUUCAUUGUCAGCCAGUUUGGAUCUUUGAAGCAGAUACAGACAAAUUACUGUCUGGCCAUCGACGUGAAUAGCGUGCCCUUUCGACUUAAUUCCGGUAUUCCUUUUGAUUGUUUGCGCAAAGCUGUUUGUGCCGAUUAGGCGGUUCUUUGUCGCUUUAGUUAAAGUAAUUUAACUGCCUACAUGGAAAUGUUAAACUUUGGUUUAAUGGAAAGAUUUUUUCUGGUAAUAGAACUUUUUGACGUUUGCUUUGAUUAUUGUUUAUUGUCACCCUUUCCAUUCCGUUCCAUGGCGUCGCACAAGGGAUUUGAUUAGUUUUCUGGAUUUCGCGGAAAUUGACAGACAUAUAUUUAAAUUGCUAUUUUUGGUGUUAAUAACAUGGUACUGUGUUUUUUGUUGGAUCAUGACGUGUUCGACUAUGUCGCGAUUUUCGUGCGCACGUGGUUUGUUUUACUUUUUGUCUAAAUUCGUAUGAACGCAUCCAGUUGAUCCCCCUUUCUGUUUAAUCAAUUAAAGUGCUGCAGAGUGAA